Striga hermonthica is the source of this 969-nucleotide messenger RNA. The record is from the annotation of a GenBank genome assembly. Lineage: Eukaryota; Viridiplantae; Streptophyta; Magnoliopsida; Lamiales; Orobanchaceae.
AUGAGGGAUCUAAUGCAUAAUACCUCAUUGGAUCUCAAUACCAAGCCUCUCAGGAUUCUUGAUGACAAUCUGAAACAAGAAGCUGACAGUAAUUUCAUCAAGUUGGGAAUAAGUGCCACUGUUGAAGAAGAGAGAAGGGCUUUAAUGGAGGAGCUGUGUAGGGUGAGUGCCGAAAACAAGAAGCUAACAGAAAUGCUGACUGUGGUCUGCGAGAACUACACCGAGCUAAGAAACCGGUUGGUAGAGCACACAGGCAAAAGUUGUGGGGUGGAAAAUGCAAAUUGUAAUAAUAAUAUUAUUACAGCAUCAAGAAAGAGGAAAGCUGAAAUGAUGGGCAUCAACAAUGUUAUUUUCGACCGGACGGAUGUUAAUGUGGGGUCCACGGACAGCAGCUCGAGCGGUGAAGUUCAUUCGCCCAAGAAACCAAGGGAAGAAGUCGUCAAGGCCAAGAUUUCGCGAGUUCAUGUCCGAACAGAGGCAUCUGACACGAGCCUCAUAGUUAAAGAUGGUUAUCAAUGGAGGAAAUAUGGACAGAAGGUGACUAGGGACAAUCCUUCUCCCAGAGCUUACUUCAGAUGUUCUUUUGCUCCUACUUGUCCUGUCAAGAAGAAGGUUCAAAGGAGUGUAGAAGAUCAGUCGAUAGUGGUGGCAACGUACGAAGGAGAACACAACCAUCCCCACCCCUUGAAGCCCGAGUCGAGUCCCACGAGCAAUCGAAGCGUCAAACCUGGAAAAGUCCUGUGCUCGAAUGCUCAGGGCUCCUCUGCACAAACAAUCACACUUGAUCUCACCAAACCGAACUCAAGUCCUCAAGAGACGAGCAAAUUCGAGACACCACAAGUACUCCAACAGCACUUUGUGGAACAAAUGGCUUCUACCUUGACCAAAGAUCCCAACUUCAAAGCAGCCCUAGCGGCUGCUAUUUCGGGAAAGUUCCUUCAGCAGAAUAAUUGGACGGGAAAAUUGUGA